Synchiropus splendidus (mandarinfish) is the source of this 1871-nucleotide messenger RNA. Its product is annotated as HERV-H LTR-associating protein 1. The record is from RefSeq and is a predicted model, not a curated record. The transcript is spliced from 13 exons. The coding region runs from base 169 to 1767 and encodes 532 amino acids. NCBI's taxonomy places the organism in Eukaryota, Metazoa, Chordata, Actinopteri, Syngnathiformes, Callionymidae.
UCCCACACCAGUGGGGGGUCUGUGGGGAUGUUACCUGACCGCCUGUCAGUUAGAUGUGGCGACGGAAGAGGAUUGAAAGCUGGUGACCACUCUGCACAAGUUGUUCGAGUCCAGUUCUCACAAGUCUUCCACAGGUGAGUCGUCUCAGCUCAUCAGGUCCACAGCAGUAUGGCUUCGGUCCAAAAGGUCUGCCGUGUUCUCGUGCUCCUCGCCGGGGUCCUGCUCAGUCCAGCCUCCAGCAGCCCAGCAAACUGGACCAGCACCGGAAACCCGCUGGACUCUGAAGAACUCCCUGCAGAGUUCAUCGACCCCGCGGCCAUCGAUCUCACGCCGCUUGUCAAUACCUUAAUAAAUUCAAGCCAAUCGGGGUCCCGGCAGCUCUUCUCACUGCUCAGCGUCACGUCGUAUAGUUCAGUGGCUCUACACAAACUCACACUGCUCGUCUACAACAUCUCCAGCCUCAGAACCGUGGAGCGCGACGUGUUCAGGAGACGAUUCUGCUACUGCGUGUCCAAUGACACCAACGACCUGACAGACUUCACCGCCGUCCUUCUGGACGUCAUGGGGAACUCAUCCAGCCACCUGCAUGAGAUCUUCAAGUCGGCCUCCAUCUUGUCGGUCAGUCAGAGGAACAACUCAGAGUGCAUCUACAUAUGCGUGAUGGCCGGACGCACGGGACACCUGCAGCAGCUUUGGGACGUCGGCUCCGUCACCCCGCUCUUCAACCAGACCGUCAUCGAAGGUCGCCCCUCGGGACAGAGACUCAACAUGAGUCACAUGACCUGGUCUGGGUCCAGCAGAGUUCACUCCACAGUGCCAGUUUCGCCCAUGACUGAGGAAGAACCUGCACCCACACUCAGAACCAAGACAUCAGCAGGACUGAUGGUCCACACUCUCACUGCAGCUGUCAGUCCACCAAAGACAACCUCAGACCAGAGAACAGGAUCUUAUCCUGGGUUUACUGACCCAUCUGGACCUUCAACGCUCCGUUCCUGGACCACUCCAGCACCUGGGCCCACUCACUGGACCUCUACAGUCAAGCCAGGUACUGUCCCACCAGAGGUUAGCUCUGCCUCAAGGGACACCCCACCGUUUAGUGCCACUCACGUGACCCUUCUUCAAACCGUCACACCUGAGCUACACCAGGUCCAAAGCGCAUCAACUCAGGUCCUCCCACAUUCAACCCUAUUAGAGACCUUCACAUCGACCAGACCUUCUGCUGAGUGGGUUCCACAGGAGCCCAGAGCUACAGUCUCUGAACCUGCCACCUCAUCACUGUGGAUUAGGCCGACGCCCUCAAGGUCUGCUCCCACUGCAGAGAGACAACUCCACCUGAAUCUGAAGACGCCCGAGAGGUCCACUUCUCCACCUGCCCAGAUGACCACAGCUGCGCGCCAUCCCUCCACACCAACUUCAGCUGAGGUGUCCACUCUUGGUUCGGUCAGACCUCAGCACCUGACGAGGCCAGCGAGCGAGGUGACGGAGGCCCCCGUGGAGACAGGUUGUGUGUGGAAGAGGGUGAAACUCAGCAAGGCCUCCGACACCGCCAUCCACAACCUGCAACCGUGCGUCCUGGAGCUCUGCAGGUUCUUCGCUCAGUGCCUCUGCCGCCGCCCGGACUCCAAAGCCGCCAAGAGCAGAUACUGCGACGACAGCGACUUCUGGUAUGAGAAACACACGCUGGAGGUCUGCCACCGUGUCAGGAGGGUCUCCGUCUCCAGAAACCUGAAGCAAAGGUGUUUGCUGAAAAUGUGCGAUAAGCUGUGACCAACUCACAAAGAGCUUUUCAUCCUCACCGCUAUCAUCAUCUUCGCUCCAGUGACUAGGUGGUCAUGUGACUUCCUGCUGACAAACACUCGACACUGUUUUUU